Messenger RNA from Exophiala xenobiotica, 1360 nucleotides. RefSeq lists its product as uncharacterized. The record is from RefSeq and is a predicted model, not a curated record. Lineage: Eukaryota; Fungi; Ascomycota; Eurotiomycetes; Chaetothyriales; Herpotrichiellaceae. The coding region runs from base 1 to 1089 and encodes 362 amino acids. The transcript has 4 exons.
AUGCCGGCAAUCCGUUCCUUUUAUACCCUUACUGUUUUGGCAGCUUGCCUGGCGCAAGCAUACGCUGGUGAUAGCUCGGGUGGUAAUGGUGGCUCCUGGGGUGGCAGCGGUGGAAGCGGUGAAGGCUGCAGCGGCAGCAACUGCGGCGGUGACAGCAAGGGCAGCUUUGGUGGAGGCAUGAACGGUGGUGGGAGCUGGAACGGUGGCAACCAGUACACUUCGGCCGCCUAUACGCCGCCUGCCAUGGCGCAAUCCUGCCCGCCAGCCCCAAGCUGUCCAAGCUGCCCGCCACAGAUGGCCCAGAGCUGCCCAGAGCAGAAGUGCCCACCACCUGCAACCAUGACGAUUACCGAGACGUCGACCAUUACAGCAGCAUCGCCCUGCUCGUCAGUGGUCACGGCCUACGUGACUCAAUGGAUGAACGCGCCACCGGGCUGCUUCUGUGGCUCUGGAAGUCCUCCUCCAUUCGUGUCGAUGAUGGAGGUGGGAGGAAAUACCCCUCUUGGCAACGCCCCUGUCAUCACAACAGCUGUCGGCGCUCUCAGCCCUGGUCUUUCAUCUAUUCCGGCGGCGGAAGCAGUGCAGACCGGAGUGACUGUGGCCGCAGCCGCGGCCGCACCUAAACCAACUGCUGCUGCUGUGUCUCCUGGUGGCUUCUUCGAUACGUCGAUGAGCAUGCCUGUCGCGACAAUCUCUGGUACGGAAACUUCUGGUUCUAGCAGCGUCCCUUCAUCUAACAUCUCCGAGGCUACUAAAACAGGGGAGGCUAAGCCAGAAGCCACGACGUCGACGACAUCUAGUUCCACUUCGUCAGCAUCUUCAGCCGCAACUACAUCAAUAUCCAAAACAGGCGCAACUUUCAACACCGACAAAGCAGCAGCAUCUUCACCAGCUUCAUCUUCAUCAACGACAACGACAGCAGCAUCCUCCACUACGCCGGUCUCUACGGCAGCAGUGUCUUCUUCAGUUGCGGACGCGGGCGGAGUUGGUGCUGGUUCGUUCAGUACGCUCGACCCCGCGAGUCUGACUCUCAAGAAUGCCUAUACUCUAGGCAUUGGGCGAAGGGAUCCUGCACCAACAUUAUCAUAACAGAAAAACCAAAAUGAAAAUCGAAAUGGGAUGACGAGAGAAUACGCCCGCUUUUCAGGAGCCUGGGCCCAUGGGAUCGCGGAGUAUCAGAAAAAGGGAUAUUGAUCCAGACCCCUUUUUUUCUUUUUCAAAUUUCUUGUACACAGGAAGCCAGACUAGACUAGCUUUUCUUCUUGGGCACUUUAUUACUACUAUCGGCGAGUGCCUCAUGCUUGAUAGGAAAUUCAGAUGUAGCAGUGGUAUCCUGGGCAACAUCUGUAGGAUGAGUGUC